GAGUCCAUUCCUGCUGAUAUGGUCUUAUUGGGGACAAGCGAUCCGAGUGGGCUCGCCUAUAUUCAGACAAUGAAUUUGGAUGGAGAAUCGAAUUUGAAGACGAGGUAUGCCAAGCAGGAAACGGCUUCUGCAGUAUCGUCAGAGGUUUGUGAUGUUUCUGGUAUUAUUAGAUGCGAGCAGCCGAACAGGAAUAUUUAUGAGUUCACAGCUAAUAUAGAGUUCAAUGGAAUUAAGUUUUCCCUUAGCCAGUCAAACAUUGUCCUGCGAGGUUGCCAACUGAAGAACACGGAUUGGAUAAUUGGUGUUGUGGUUUAUGCAGGACAGGAAACAAAAGCCAUGCUGAACAGUGCGGCUUCUCCUUCCAAGAGAAGCAGACUGGAAUGUUAUAUGAAUAGAGAAACCCUUUGGUUGUCAAUUUUUCUUUUUAUCAUGUGUUUGGUUGUGGCCCUUGGGAUGUGUCUUUGGCUGGUACGCCACGAAAACCAGCUUGAUACCUUGCCUUACUACAGAAAAAGAUACCUCAACAAUGGCCCGGAUAAUGGAAAGAAAUAUAAGUUUUAUGGGAUACCAAUGGAAGCGUUUUUCUCCUUUUUGAGUUCUGUUAUAGUGUUUCAGAUAAUGAUACCCAUAUCUCUUUACAUCACAAUGGAGUUAGUUAGAUUGGGUCAGUCAUACUUCAUGAUUGAAGACUUGGAUAUGUAUGACGCUAACUCUGGAUCAAGGUUUCAGUGUAGAUCAUUAAAUAUAAAUGAAGAUUUGGGUCAAAUACGCUAUGUAUUUUCAGACAAAACAGGAACACUAACUGAAAACAAGAUGGAAUUCCGGAGGGCUAGUGUAAAUGGGAAGAAUUAUGGGAGCUCCUUGCUUACUGCUGAUAAUAAUUCAGCAGCAGAUAUUCCUAAACAGAGAUGGAAGCUCAAAUCUGAAAUUGCAGUUGAUCCCAAAUUAAUGAUUAUGUUGCAUAAAAACUCAAAUAGAGAUGAAAGAAUAACUGCCCAUGAGUUUUUUCUUACAUUGGCUGCUUGUAAUACUGUGAUUCCUAUACUUAGUGAUGGUGUAUUUUCUGGUUGUGGAACAAGUAAAUCAAACGAAUUUGUCAAAUGCAUUGAUUACCAGGGAGAAUCCCCUGAUGAACAAGCUCUAGUUUCUGCAGCCUCUGCAUAUGGAUAUACUCUUUUUGAACGGACAUCUGGACAUAUUGUUAUUGACAUCAACGGUGAGAAACUCAGAUUGGACGUAUUGGGCCUGCAUGAGUUUGAUAGUGUUCGAAAGAGGAUGUCCGUUGUUAUUAGGUUUCCUGACAAUGUUGUUAAGGUGCUAGUCAAAGGCGCUGAUACUUCAAUGUUUAGCAUUUUGGCAAAUGGUAGUGAGAGCAGCAAUAGCUUAUUGCAAGCAACUCAGAGCCAUUUGAGUGAAUAUUCUUCACAAGGUUUGCGCACCCUUGUAGUUGCCUCUAGAAGUCUUUCUGAUGCUGAACUUAGGGAAUGGCAAAGUAGGUAUGGAGAAGCAAGCACCGCGUUAACCGACAGAGCUACUAAACUACGUCACACGGCAGGUCUUAUAGAAUGCAAUUUAAAUCUACUUGGAGCAACCGGAAUUGAGGACAAGCUGCAAGAAGGUGUACCAGAAGCCAUUGAGUCCCUGCGGCAAGCUGGAAUCAAGGUCUGGGUUCUUACAGGUGAUAAACAAGAGACGGCAAUUUCAAUUGGCCUUUCCUGCAAACUUCUCAGUGCAGAUAUGCAGCAAAUUAUCAUAAAUGGCACCUCAGAGGAGGAAUGCAGAAAUCUUUUGGGCGACGCAAUAGGCAAAUAUGGUGUGAGAUCUUCAAGUAGAGGGCAUCAGAAUCUGAAGCAUAAAACCAGUGCUGAAGAUGGUGAUCUUGAUCUUCCCAAUGGUUCAAAGUCAACGAGUUUGCCCAAGUGGAAUCCAGGAAAGGAAGAAGGAACUACUACUUCAUUGGCACUCAUAAUUGAUGGGAACAGUUUGGUUUAUAUUUUAGAGAAGGAUCUGGAGUCAGAGCUUUUUGACCUUGCAACUUCCUGUAAGGUUGUACUGUGUUGUCGUGUUGCACCCUUGCAGAAGGCUGGAAUUGUUGAUCUGAUAAAGAGCCGCACAGAUGAUAUGACCCUGGCCAUAGGCGAUGGGGCCAACGAUGUGUCAAUGAUCCAAAUGGCAGAUGUCGGUGUUGGAAUAUGUGGGCAAGAAGGACGCCAAGCAGUGAUGGCAUCAGAUUUUGCUAUGGGACAAUUUCAGUUUUUGAAAAGAUUACUUCUUGUUCAUGGCCACUGGAAUUAUCAGCGUGUUGGUUAUUUAGUUCUGUACAACUUCUACCGCAAUGCUGUCUUUGUGUUGAUGUUGUUCUGGUAUAUAUUAUGCACGGCUUUUUCUACAACUUCUGCAUUAACAGAUUGGAGUAGUGUAUUCUAUUCUGUGAUAUACACAUCUGUACCCACAAUUUUUGUUGGCAUUUUGGACAAAGACUUGAGUCAUAAGACACUCUUGCAGUAUCCGAAACUGUAUGGUACUGGUUACAGGCAAGAAGCUUAUAAUAUGCAAUUAUUUUGGAUCACAAUGAUUGACACAGUAUGGCAGAGCCUUGUUCUCUUUUACACGCCGUUGUUCACCUAUAAGGAUAGUUCGAUUGAUAUAUGGAGCAUGGGAAGCUUGUGGACAAUUGCAGUUGUUAUCCUUGUAAAUGCACACCUGGCUAUGGACAUCAACCGUUGGCUCUUAAUUACUCAUCUUGCUGUCUGGGGAUCCAUAAUCAUAACAUAUGGUUGCAUGGUGAUAUUGGAUUCCAUACCUGCCUUUCCUAAUUACUGGACUAUUUAUCAUCUGGCAAGGUCUCCUACAUACUGGAUAACAAUUUUGCUUAUAAUAAUCGUGGCAUUGCUACCUCGCUUUACUUGCAAAGUUGUUUACCAAAUCUUCUGGCCUUCAGAUAUCCAGAUAGCCAGAGAAGCUGAGUUAUUGAGAAAACGACAAAAUCGUUCGCAGUCAAGGCAACAAGGUUCCAGUUAACUUGUGUUACUCUUAUGCCACUUAUAGAACCUAAAGAAAUCUCGAUAUAAAUGGCUUCCCUUGUAUUUGUCCAUCACAAUGCAUUCUUGUGGCAGUUGGUUUUACAAGUUACCAGAUGAGUUGCAGAAGCAGAUUGCAUUGAUAUAAGACAAAUGCUUGAUAUUCUACAUAGUAGCCUGACCUCUUGGAGAAAUCAUAUGAUAAAUCAAGAUGCCAUAGCUAAUAAUUAGCUUGCUGGCUUUUCAAAUGCCUCCAGCCAGAAAAGUAAAUAUGAGUUGAAGGUUGGAAUAGGCUCACGCUAAGGCAUCUCCAGCUAUGGGGGGAAUUUUUUCAGUGGGAUAAUGCAGAGACGACUAUGAUCCAUGGGGUCCAUAGAGAGGUGUGUGAGAGCGUAGAAUGCAACUAAGUGUACAAUAGUUCUGUAAAAAUCAGGUUUAAAAAGGUAUUUUAAGAAGAGAAUGUCUCAAGAAAGCAUAAAAUUAAAGGAAAGAAAAAAGGUAAUUUUCAUAAACCUUGCAAUCCCUUUUUGCAUUGUCAAUUUUUUUUCUGGUCUAUCUUCCAGUCAACCCUCCAAAUGCAAGUCUCAUUAAAGAUGCAUUUAUUUUA
Molecule: messenger RNA, 3627 nt
Organism: Cicer arietinum (chickpea)
Lineage: Eukaryota; Viridiplantae; Streptophyta; Magnoliopsida; Fabales; Fabaceae
Source: RefSeq, a predicted model, not a curated record